AUGGCAGGGGAAAUAGUCUACGCCGAUCUGAACCUCCCCUCUGGCUUUCCCGGCUCCAGGACGCCCCUUUCAGCUCAGCCCCUCGGUCCCCCGAUUCCCCAGUGGCAUCGGACAGCGCUGUGGGUCGGAUGGAUUGGGAAUAUUGUCCUGGUGAUUGCUGUGAUAGCGCUCGGGAUUUGGGUUUCCCACUUGGUGUCUGAGAAAGGACAGACCCCGGCAGCCCCUGGGAGCGACGGAGCUGGGAGCAGAGACACAGCGACACCCCCUGGGAGCGACGGAGCCGGGAGCAGAGACCCCAGCACAGCAGAAUGCAGCGCCCGCCUGGAGCGUGUCCGAUCCCAGCUGUGCCCCUCGGCCCCGCCUGGCCCAGCAGGGGGCUCCGGGUGCAAACUCUGCCCCAUGGACUGGCAGCUGCGCGGGGACAAGUGCUACUGGGUCUCCAGAGGAAGUAAAACGUGGAGCGAGAGCCGCACCAACUGCUCAGUGAGGGGCUCCCAGCUGCUGGUGAUCCGGGACCGGGAGGAGCUGGAGUCCCUACAGGACCUGACACGAGGCAUUUCUGAGUUCUGGGUCGGACUGUCCGUCCCCUCCCCGGAGAAGGCCUGGACCUGGCUGGACGGCUCCCGGCUGGAUCAGACCCAGUUCCCGGUGUCAGGCCCGACUGAGGGGAACAGCUGUGGGGCGGUGAAGGGGAAUCGGAUUCGUUCGCAAAGCUGCAGCUCUGCAUUUCAGUGGAUUUGCCAGAGAGACGCCGUCCCACUCUGAACAGGAUACGGGGGAGACCUCAGCGCGCGUCACCGUUAGCCCCAUGUCACACGUGGGGAAACCGAGCCACAGACACUGACC
Molecule: messenger RNA, 846 nt
Organism: Mauremys mutica (yellowpond turtle)
Lineage: Eukaryota; Metazoa; Chordata; Testudines; Geoemydidae
Product: killer cell lectin-like receptor subfamily B member 1B allele C
Exons: 6
Coding region: 1-765 (254 amino acids)
Source: RefSeq, a predicted model, not a curated record